This is a messenger RNA of Nestor notabilis (Kea), 1154 nucleotides long. RefSeq names its product mitochondrial ribosomal protein S5 (gene MRPS5). The transcript is spliced from 10 exons. Gene Ontology annotation, biological process: translation. The record is from RefSeq and is a predicted model, not a curated record. The annotation marks the transcript as partial. NCBI's taxonomy places the organism in Eukaryota, Metazoa, Chordata, Aves, Psittaciformes, Psittacidae. Gene Ontology annotation, cellular component: ribosome. Gene Ontology annotation, molecular function: RNA binding; structural constituent of ribosome.
GGUUUGCUUCUACGCCAGUGAAAGGGAAUUGCUGUUCGUAUGCUAGCCUGGCAUGGGCUUUCCAGACAAGAUGUUCCAUCUCUGCCCCCUGCACUGUGACAGUAGAGCAACGCAGACAAAGCAGUUUCUUCAAUACAUUGACAGCUGAUGAGCUGUGGAAAGGAGCUUUGGCGGAGACUGGUGUGGGAGUAAAGAAAGGAAGAGGAAAGAGAAGGAAGAAAAAGCUAAGGAAGAAUCUGAAUAAAGGCCAGGCGAUUGGUGAAGGACGUUCUGGAUUCCUCUGGCCCGGUCUUAACGCUCCUGUGAUACAAAGUGGGCAAGUCCAGACAAUUACACAACGAAAAAAAGAAGAACGAGAGAGAAUUCAGUCAGAACUUAUUCAGCAGAGGGAUACAUUUGAGAAGAGAAGAAAGAUAAAAAUUAAGAGGCAGGGAGGAUGGAGUGGAAAGUGUUGGGGAGGUGUCCUCCUGGAUCCUCCUGACCCAGGUCCUAAUGGAGAAACCUAUGAAGAUUUUGAAACAAGAGUCAUUGAGGUGAAAAAUGUGUUUUGUAUGAAAGCAAAGGAAGGCAGAAAAAAAUCAAUACGUGCCUUGGUGGCUAUUGGAAAUGGUAAAGGAGCUGCAGGUUUUGCAAUGGGGAAAGCAGGUGACAGGAUGAAUGCUUUACGGAAAGCAAAGAAUAAAGCAAUACGCUGCUUACAUUUUAUAGAGCGGUAUCAGAACCACACUAUUUACCAUGACAUUAAAGUGAAAUUUAAAAGAACAACCAUCCACAUGAAGAAGCAAAACAAAGGGUAUGGUCUUCAUUGCCACCGAGCUAUCAUCACCAUCUGCAAACUAAUUGGCAUCAAAGACAUGUAUGCCAAGGUUUCUGGAUCCAAAAACUUGAUUAACAUUACCAGAGCUCUCUUUAAAGGCUUGACAGAACAGGAGACUCACCAGCAGUUAGCGAACCAGAAGAGUCUCUGUGUAGUAGAGUUCCGGGAGGAGCAGGGCCCUCUGCCCAUUGUUGUGGCACUGCCUGAGGGGACUGUCCGUGAGGACCCCGAGCCUGAAGAUGAGGUUCCAGACAUAAAGCUGGAGUGGAGUGAUGUGAAAGCAGCUCAGGGAAUGAAGAAAUCUCCGUGGGUGAAUGUCAGACGGACAAUAUGGUAA